UGCACCAUCGACAUGCCGGCGGCGGUUCAAGACGUGUUUCGACCGCCGGUCGAAUGCGCCAUGUGUCGAGAGGUGACCCAUGUCGAGCGUGUCUCAACUAUAACUCCGCAACACUUCGAACACAGGUACGCCUACAGCGGCCGUCCAGUGGUGGUGACGGAUGGACAGAAAAACUGGACAGCGCCGGAGACGUUCUCCUUCGACUUCUUCAAGUCCAUCUACGCCGACGACUCCCCCGUCCUGGAGAACUUCGAGCGGGACUGUCAGUUCUUCCCCUACCAGACGGAGUUCCGCAACCUCAGACACGUCUUCAACAUGUCCUCUGAGCGCGUGCAGAUGCGCGGCGACCCCUGGUAUAUUGGCUGGAGCAAUUGCGACUCAUCUGCGGCCAACAUCCUGCGGGUGCACUACCAGCGACCGUAUUUCCUGCCGCAAGCGGCCGAGUCCUCGAAGACUGACUGGAUCUUCAUGGGGACCCCUGGUUACGGCGCCCAUAUGCAUAUCGACCACGUAGGGAACCCAUCCUGGCAGGCGCAGAUCAGAGGCAGGAAGCUGUGGACGCUGGAGCCGCCUCCGGAAUGCUACUUCGAGUGUGUGCCGAUGGAGGUGGUGGUGGAACCGGGCGAAAUCAUUGUCCUGGACACAAACAUCUGGUACCACAAGACUCUCAUAGUCUCCCAGGAACUGAGCAUCACCAUAGGCUCCGAGUAUGACUGAGGAGGAAGGGUAAACUUUAAGAAAAGUAAAAAAAAAACUAUAAAAAACGGGAAAAUGAGAUAUAUAUGAUAGUUGGCGAAGAAGGGAAGAAAGAAGGAAGUGGAGGAAUUGUGGAGAACAGUGAUGGAAGAAAUAACCAUGUGAGGAAAAUGUGAAGAUUUUAGUGAAAUAUCACAACAAACAGAGAAGGAAAAAUGACGUGGAUUAAGGUGAGGAAAAUUAUGUGAAAAAAAUACAUUGAAACAUAUUAGAAACACACACAAAAAAAGUAAUAUAUAAGCAAACUAGAAAGAAAAAAGGAUGAAUGAAAGGCAGAAUUAGAGAUCAAAUUCAGAAAUGGAAACUAAAAUGCAGUUGUGUAUGUGUGUGUGUGGGGUGUGUGGGGGUGGGUGGGUGGGGGGGGUUCAUAAAAUAGCACUUAGGUCCAGUUUCUUCCAACAAGGACCUUGUUAAUUACGUAUUAUCGCAUCAUAAGUUUGCUUCCUGGGUAGCUUAGGGAACGAGGGGUAUUAUGGAAGGGAUUUGGGUAUACAUGGGAUCAUCUUUUGCUGUAAAAGGAAUCAGAAAUCUCUUAGGUAUUCCAAGAUUUCCAGUGAGAGUUUACCAUUUGGAAGAUUGCCUGAAAGAGAUAAAAAUUUGGUCAAAUCCACGUGAGGAUUAUUGCAGGGAAUCGCAACACUACAUUCAUCUGGUCACAAUUAUAAUAUUUAAUCCUAAACAAAACAAAUUCGAUAUAGAUAAGCGUAAUUGAUAUUUUCCUCAUUAUCGCGAUGCACUGAAGGGCGUUUCAUGCUAGGCGACGGCCAAUCAUUAGGCUGCUACAUGAUAGACGAGAGCCAAUCACGAUAUUGGUUCAUGACAGACCAGAGCCAAUCAGCACGCUCCCCCACAGUAGUCUUCCCGACAGCUUUCAAUCAAAACAAAGUCGCCAACUUAAUGCUACGUAAAUUAAAGCUUGCAUACGAAGCCAGACAGCGUGUUCCUGUAUCUCAGAAUAUUACAAAAUCGAUAGAAAAAACUUUUUCUUGUUAUAGGUCUGUAUCCUACUCCAAUUCCAUUUAAAAAAAACGGAUAUCCAUAACUAAUUUUCUAGUCUAUAGCAACUGUCACUUUACUAGGAAAAUUGUGUCAAUAUUUGAAAUCAAAAGACAUCACGUAAAGGGCAAAUAAAUACUUCAGCUGAUAUAUAUAGAGACAUGUCAUGCCAAUUCCUGACAUCAAAGGUGCAAUGUUUUCUUUCAUAAGCGCACCGCGGCCCUUGAAAAUGCGUUCCCUGAUCCACUCUGCUGUUGCUGGUCCAUGAAAUAACAUACACAAACAUUUUUCCUAUCCUUUGAAAAGUGUUUCGGUUAGUGAGAGAGAGAGAGAGAGAGACGGGCUCGUAAUUCAACCCUGUCAGGUCAUUGGAUAAAUUAGUUUCGAGGUGGAACGAGAUCAAGGGUCGACUCCAUGAUGUUUACACCCCACUGUGUUUAAAGUUCAUGAUGCUUCAAGACCACUCUGCUUGCAAGCCGGUGUGUUUACAAUUUACAAUGUUUUUUUCAUUGUGUGUAACGGAAACUGAAUUUACAGUUGAGUGUACUCGGUGCUUUGAGUUCAUGACAAUUGAUUGUGUUUACAAUCCACUGUGUUUAUAAACACUUUUGUUUAUAAUCAUCAACCAUUUGCGUUCUGUAAUGUGUAUAAACUCUUCAUUCCUGCCCGCUGAGAACUCCAUUGAUCGCUAUUGACUUCCAGACCUGUAUUAUGCGUUCAUUUCUAUGCUCUCUCGACCUUUGGUGCCUUUUGGGGAAUAAUUUUUAAUUAAUCAUCAUUUAACAUUGUUCUCGUAUCCCUCUUUCAGUCUUUUUUCAUACGAUUCUCACGUGUUAGUUACUCUAAACCUAACGAAUGUUUAUUGUGCAGCUGGUUGCUUCUUAACGAGGUGAUUGGCUGGUUGUUAACGAGGUGAUUGGCUGGUUGUUGGAGAGAUAUAGAAUCAGUGACUCGCGUUUAUAUCAAAGGUUAUACCAUCAGGUGAGUACUAUAGAACAACAUCCCAUAAACAAUAUAUAUAUAACCACUAACACCAUAAUACGGAGGAUAUAUAUCAAAUAUAUCACAACCAAAGUUGGGAUAUAUAACCAGAAUUAGUUACAUAAAGGCACUAUAUAUAUAUAUAUAUAUUACUCGAAACAUUAACAGAAAAACAUGAGUAUAACCUAAGCUUAAUUAUAGUCAUUUUAAGGUGGAAUAUAACCAACUAUAACACAAUAACACUGGUAUAACCAAAUUGCUAUGAUAUAACAAUCGACAAAAAAGGCAUUUGUAAAAUAGUUCCUAUAUUUUUACACAAUCGUGACCAUCGUAAGAUAUGCGGUGGUUUAGGGAAAUUAAAAACACCGCAAAACUGACGCUUUCUAGGACUGGUGAAUAUCGGUCCCGGUGGCUUAGGUGGUUUGGCUAGUUUUUGGUGCUUUUGGUUAGGCCAAGCCGCUGUAAUUGUUUCCGGGGGAGGGGGGGGGGUAAGAGGGGGUUUUUGACCCCCCCCCCCAUCUCUCUUUCCGUUCUCGCAAAGUGGUAAGUUUAAUUAAGAAUUCCUUCUUAAUGCUUUAAGCCUUGGGAUAUAUAAUUAUUAUUAUCCAAAUUAGUAUGUAUAUUUUUUUUACUUUGUUCUCUCUCUCUCUCUCUCUCUCUCUCUCUCUCUCUCUCUCUCUCUCUCUCUCUCUCUCUCUCUCUCUCUCUCUCUCUCUCGUUCACAAGCAGUCAUUUAUCACCCAACAAACACUACACAACUACCCCGUAUGCUUAACAAUCCAACAACAACAACCCUACAACCGCACAAAGGGGUCACCAAACUACCCAACAACCGUUGAUGCAACCACUCAACACCCACGCCAGAAUCACAACCCCCCCACCCCCUCACCCACCUACCCCCUACCCAAUUUCCCAUUCCACAAUCCCCCAAAAGGCAUUUUCACAACUCAUCAACCACCUUCCCCCCCCCCCCAUCUCUCUCUUCAACAACCCUUUCUUAACUACGUAUCUCCAAUAUUGCUAUCAUAACCCCUACAGUCCUUGUACUCAAACAUCCAGUUCACAACACCUCUACAACCCACACACCCCUCUCUACAACCCACAACCCCCCUCUCUACAACCCACACACCCCCUCCCUACAACCUAUCUUCCUGUCCCCUAUCUACCUUUGAGUUCCCUGAUCAACCAGAAAGUAGACUAUAGUCGCUGGGCAAAGAUCAAGACUAAGGUAAACUCCCUUACAGUUCAAGACUAAGGUAAAUUCCCUCUAAGGUAAACUCCUUCAAGUUUAAACACAAGCGAGAAGCUAGGUACACCUCUCGGUGUGUCUAUUCCUGGAUGGGUCUAGCCAGGGACGUCUAUUUUGUACAUAAGGGGCUACUUCUAGCCCCUUAUCCACCCAAGCCAGGUUAUAUAUAUAUUUUAGGUAGACGAGGGUAAGGUAAGGUAAGGUAAGGGAGUUUAAGGGUAUUGUCAGGUGUGUGUGGAAGACUGUUUUGUUUACAGUGUUGGGAUUAUUGCUUAACCAGGGUGUGUGUGUGUGUGUGUGUGUGUGUGUGUGUGUGUGUGUGUGUGUGUGUGUGUGUGUGUGUGUGUGUGUGUGUGUGUGUGUGUGUGUGUGUGUAUGUGCAGGAAUUAGCAACAUGUCAUGCAAGCAAGGCUACACAUAAGAGAACAGGUGUUCAACAGCUACAGGUGCUCAUUUGACUGUUGUCAUCUGUUGCUACUUCUUGUCUUGGGACGUUCAUCUAUCGCUCCUUCUGGGAUGUGAAAUAUAUCUAUCCCAAUGGGGACUGGGGAUCCCGACCUUCCCGUCCCCACAUCCCAUUGCGACUGGUGUUCUAGCUCUGUUCUUCAAGCAUAGGUGCUGUUCUUCAAGCACAGAUGCCUGAACACGACUUUCAUAUGUAUAGGUUUGUAAUCCUAUUUUGACAUGUGUCUCCCUCUGAUCCUUGUACAGGUGUAAAGUACAAUUACCUAUUUUAAAUUGGUAAUUGGUAAAGCAAAUUAUUCCACUUAAUCCCCCCCUUUGGUGUAAAUAGGGUAUUUUCAUCCAUUUAUAUAUAUAUAUUUCGUCUAAAAUUUAUAUCCUGUGAUUAUAUGUCUAGUCGUACAUAUUUAGUGUUAAAAUAGUUAAAUUAACACUAUAGGCCUAAGAGAAAAAAAUUAUAUUGAUUAUAUAAUUAAUGUAAAUGAUCCAAAUAUUUCAAUAUAUUCAAAUAUAUGAUUAAUAUCUUUUCAAAAGAGUAAUUAUAUGUUAAAUGUUAUAUUUCUAGACAUUACAAAGAUGUUAUAUAUAAUUAACAUAGAUGAUAAAUAUAUUCAACAUUUGGCCAUAGCUCCAUAUGGUGUGUUAAUUAUUAAAUUAAAAAAAAACAAUCCUUUAAAUAUCUUAAAUGUUUGUUUUUAGAAAUUACCUAAAUGUUAGAAUGGUAAAUAUUUGAUACUUAAAAUAUAUAUAAUGAAAACUCGUGGUGUGUCAUAUAUAUAUAUAUAUAUAUAUAUAUAUAUAUAUAUAUAUAUAUAUAUAUAUAUAUAUAUAUUCAACAUCCAACUAAGCCUAGAUCAAAUCAAAGGGCCUGUUAGAUGUUAACUCCCGCUAAUCAUUGCAGCCACCAGUGGCGCCGAUGUUAAUUAACUAUACAUAACGUAACUAUAGUGUUUAGUUGAUGAAACAUCUAAACACUGUGGUGUUUGCAUGUUUACUCUCCCGCCUAUAUUUUUGCAUCAUUAAAAUGACGUUGGCAUCGUUAA
Molecule: messenger RNA, 5487 nt
Organism: Procambarus clarkii (red swamp crayfish)
Lineage: Eukaryota; Metazoa; Arthropoda; Malacostraca; Decapoda; Cambaridae
Source: RefSeq, a predicted model, not a curated record